UAUUUAGCUAGAAUGUCUAAAAACGAACCUAUUUAAGAAAAUGCUAUGAGUCCUAAACUGAACGCAUACACAUAACAUGCUAAAUUGAUGGAUAUUUACAAAACAAUUACAAACGAAAUUAAUAAUUUUAAUGGUACAAGGCUUGAGUAUAUUUAAGAUUUUUUUACUAAAAACUAGAUUGAAUUUUAAGUUUAAUAAUUUUAACAAAAAAAUUAAAGUAUGAAAAAUCUUACCCAUUAAAAUAUUAUUGGUAUUUAGAAAUCUUAAAGAACUAAUAACUAUGAAUGUAAUAUAAUCGCUUUUGAUUUAUCUGAAGAUCCAAAUAAAAUUAGUAUACCUUUUACUCUUUCUUUUAUAAAGUACUAUUAACUUCCUUAAAUAAAUUAUGUUUCUAGAGAUAUAAUGUAUAUAGGGUAUGAUUUCUAAUCGAAAAAAUAUGGAUAUUCAAUGGAAAUGUUUUUAAAACAUCAUUUUUCUACAUAAAAUACAUUACCUCAUUGUGGUGUAUUUAGAUAAGCCCUAAAUAUUGAUUUAGAGAAGGAUUUUAAUGCAUUGUAUUAUAAAGCAUUGGGGUUUGAUGGAAAAGUUCCAGAUUUAGAUUAUUUUUUAAAUUAUAAUAAAUUGUUCUAUUUGCUUUUCAAAGAAGAUUAUAAAUAUACUGAAUAUUCGUCAUCAGUUUGUGUAUCGUUAGGAAAUUUCUUAGAAAAACAGCUUAACCUAAUUACAUAGAUGUUAAAGAUAAAGAUUCCUCCAAAUUAUUUCUAUAAUUUAAAAGGAUUGUGUCAUUCAUUAGUAGCGGGUUUUUAUGGAGAAAAACAUGAUGCACACUCAUAACUUUAAAGAUAUGGAGUCCAAGCUGUAACUAUAAAAGGAAAAAAAAUAGGAAAAGCUGAAUCAAGCUAGAAUAAGCUUUAAAAUCUUUUUUAUUUAGUUGAUUAAGGAACAAGGGCUACAUAUGCUUUAGAUGAAUAAUUACAUGCAGCUUCUACACUUUAUUAUCCGGUAAGAAAAUAAUUAUAAAUAACAAUUGCAGAUAUACCGUAUCCUACUAUUUUUUUUGCAUUUCCUUUUGCUUCAAUGGGAACUUAUUUGCAUUAAUAAUGCUACAAAAAAAAAUCAGUUGAAAAUUCAUGGCUUAUUUGGGGACCUUAUAUUUAUUAAUUUUUACAUUCACUUUUGAUGCUAAUUUUGCCAAGUAUUGCUGAAAGUAUUAUGGGAUAUUAAUUUUGUAUUAAUUGGAAUGAUUAUUAAAACGAAAAUUUUAUAACCUUAUUUACCUUAACUAUAUUUUUAAUUGUAACAACGAGAAUAUUAUUAACUCUUUUUUGGGAUUAUGUUAUUGUAAGGGGUAUAUUCAAAGCUAAUGCUAAACUUAUUUACGAAGGAAAAUUAUUAUAAGCAUAUUUUUAUGGGCUUUAACUUUAAUUGUUAGCUAUUUUCUAUAUAUUCUUUAACACUGGAGUAAAUUAGAUUAUUUGUAUUCUUUUUACUCCUUUACUUCUUUUUGCAAGACCUCUCUUACCUCGAAAUAAAAAGGAGAUUUUAUACACAAUAAUUAAUAUUUUUUUAAUAGGUUGCUUUAUU
Ichthyophthirius multifiliis is the source of this 1584-nucleotide messenger RNA. RefSeq lists its product as hypothetical. NCBI's taxonomy places the organism in Eukaryota, Ciliophora, Oligohymenophorea, Hymenostomatida. Gene Ontology annotation, biological process: attachment of GPI anchor to protein. Gene Ontology annotation, cellular component: membrane; GPI-anchor transamidase complex. The record is from RefSeq and is a predicted model, not a curated record. The transcript is spliced from 4 exons. The annotation marks the transcript as partial.